GCAGCAGCAGCAGCAGCAGCGGGAGAAGCAGCCGCGGCAGAAGCAAGCGUCCGCUCUCUUUCUGAAUAUAUAGAGAAAGGCAGAGAGACAGACAGAGAGAGAGAGACUUAUAUGUGUAUAUAUAUGUGUGUGUCUUAUGUAUAUACAUAGUUAGAGAUAGAUAGAUAUAUAAACAACUCGAGCUCAUGCACCAUGGUUUUUCAAACUAGGCUGUCUUGGAUUAUUUUAUGUUGCAUCUGGCUGCUUCGCUUUGCACACACGGGGGAGGCACAGGCUGCAAAAGAAGUAAUAUUGUUGGACUCUAAAGCACAACAGACAGAGUUGGAAUGGAUUUCUUCUCCUCCUAACGGGUGGGAAGAAAUCAGUGGACUGGAUGAAAACUACACGCCUAUACGAACAUACCAGGUAUGCCAAGUCAUGGAACCAAACCAAAAUAACUGGCUUCGGACUAACUGGAUCGCAAAAGGCAAUGCACAAAGGAUUUUUGUAGAACUAAAAUUUACUCUAAGGGAUUGUAAUAGUCUUCCUGGAGUCCUGGGGACAUGUAAAGAAACUUUCAACUUGCAUUAUUAUGAAACAGACUAUGACACUGGCAGGAGUAUCAGAGAAAACCUGUAUGUAAAAAUAGAUACUAUUGCAGCUGAUGAAAGCUUUACCCAAGGUGACCUUGGGGAGAGAAAAAUGAAACUUAAUACAGAGGUAAGAGAGAUUGGACCUCUGUCCAAAAAAGGAUUCUACCUUGCAUUUCAGGAUGUAGGUGCCUGCAUUGCUUUGGUUUCUGUCAAAGUAUACUACAAGAAGUGCUGGUCCAUUAUUGAGAACUUAGCUAUUUUUCCAGAUACAGUGACUGGGUCAGAGUUCUCCUCCUUAGUUGAGGUCCGAGGAACUUGUGUCAGCAGUGCGGAAGAAGAGGCGGAGAAUUCUCCCAGAAUGCACUGUAGUGCAGAGGGAGAAUGGUUAGUACCUAUUGGGAAGUGUAUCUGCAAAGCUGGUUUCCAACAAAAAGGGGACACGUGUGAACCCUGUGGCCGUGGAUUCUACAAGUCAUCUUCACAAGAUCUGCAGUGCUCCCGCUGUCCUAUGCACAGUUUUUCAGACAGGGAAGGAUCUUCACGAUGUGAUUGUGAAGACAGCUAUUACAGAGCACCUACAGAUCCACCAUAUGUCGCAUGCACAAGACCUCCAUCUGCACCACAGAACCUUAUUUUCAAUAUUAACCAAACUACAGUGAGUUUGGAAUGGAGCCCUCCUGCUGAUAAUGGAGGAAGAAAUGACGUGACCUACAGGGUACUGUGCAAGCGGUGCAGCUGGGAACAGGGCGAAUGUGUUCCCUGCGGGAGCAAUGUUGGAUAUAUGCCCCAGCAAACUGGAUUAGUAGACAACUACGUCACCGUCAUGGACCUGUUAGCUCAUGCUAACUACACUUUUGAAGUUGAAGCUGUAAAUGGCGUUUCUGAUUUAAGCCGCUCCCAGAGGCUUUUUGCAGCUGUUACGGUUACCACCGGUCAAGCAGCCAAAACUAAAAACAUGGCUACCUCAGGAUCCCAGAACUCAGCUGGUUCACAAUCCAGAAAAACAGCUCCCUCGCAAGUUAGCGGCGUAAUGAAAGAGAAAGUGUUGCAAAGGAGCGUGGAGCUUUCCUGGCAGGAACCCGAGCAUCCCAAUGGAGUCAUCACAGAAUAUGAAAUCAAGUAUUAUGAGAAAGACCAAAGGGAGAGAACUUAUUCAACAGUGAAAACCAGGGCCACUUCUGCUUCAGUGAAUAAUCUGAAACCAGGAACUGUAUAUGUUUUCCAGAUUCGUGCAUUUACUGCUGCUGGCUAUGGAAAUUAUAGCCCUAGACUAGAUGUUGCUACACUAGAGGAAGCCACAGCCACUGCUGUCUCCAGUGAACAGAAUCCUGUGAUAAUCAUAGCUGUGGUAGCUGUGGCAGGCACUAUCAUUCUGGUGUUCAUGGUAUUUGGCUUCAUCAUUGGACGGAGGCACUGUGGCUAUAGCAAAGCUGAUCAAGAAGGAGAUGAAGAACUUUACUUUCAUUUUAAAUUUCCAGGCACCAAAACCUACAUUGACCCUGAAACCUAUGAAGAUCCAAAUAGAGCUGUCCAUCAAUUCGCCAAGGAGUUAGAUGCUUCCUGUAUUAAAAUAGAGCGCGUGAUUGGUGCAGGAGAGUUUGGUGAAGUAUGCAGUGGGCGCCUAAAACUUCCAGGCAAGAGAGAUGUUGCUGUGGCCAUUAAAACCUUAAAGGUUGGAUACACAGAAAAGCAAAGGAGAGAUUUUCUUUGUGAGGCAAGCAUCAUGGGACAAUUUGACCACCCCAAUGUUGUCCAUUUAGAAGGGGUUGUUACCAGAGGGAAGCCAGUAAUGAUUGUAAUAGAAUACAUGGAGAAUGGAGCACUGGAUGCCUUUCUCAGGAAACAUGAUGGGCAAUUUACUGUCAUUCAGCUAGUGGGAAUGCUGAGAGGAAUUGCUGCUGGAAUGAGAUACUUGGCUGACAUGGGAUACGUGCACAGAGACUUAGCAGCACGAAACAUUCUGGUCAAUAGCAAUCUUGUUUGUAAAGUAUCGGAUUUUGGCCUCUCCAGAGUUAUAGAAGAUGAUCCAGAAGCUGUCUACACUACAACAGGUGGCAAAAUACCAGUAAGGUGGACAGCUCCAGAAGCCAUACAGUAUCGCAAGUUUACAUCAGCAAGUGAUGUAUGGAGUUAUGGAAUAGUUAUGUGGGAAGUAAUGUCUUAUGGAGAGAGGCCUUAUUGGGAUAUGUCGAAUCAAGAUGUUAUAAAAGCAAUUGAAGAAGGGUAUCGCUUGCCAGCACCCAUGGACUGCCCAGCAGGCCUUCACCAGCUGAUGCUAGAUUGCUGGCAGAAAGAGCGUGCAGAAAGGCCAAAGUUUGAACAGAUAGUGGGUAUUCUGGACAAGAUGAUUCGGAACCCCAACAGUUUGAAAACUCCUUUGGGAACCUGUAGCCGACCAAUCAGCCCUCUUCUGGAUCAGAACACACCUGAUUUCACAACAUUUUGCUCUGUGGGAGAAUGGUUGCAAGCUAUCAAGAUGGAAAGAUAUAAGGAUAACUUUUCAGCUGCAGGAUACAAUAAUCUUGAAACAGUAGCCAGGAUGACUAUCGAUGAUAUUAUGAGCUUAGGAAUCACAUUGGUUGGCCAUCAAAAGAAAAUAAUGAGCAGCAUUCAGACUAUGAGAGCACAAAUGUUACAUUUACACGGCACUGGCAUCCAAGUGUGAUAGACAUUUCUCCCUUACGAGGGAGGUGACAGACUUGAGAGAAUCGUGCCGGCCUUCCAUCACAUGAAGUGCUCCCGGAAGACGCAUUAUUUUCUGGGCCCUUCCUGCAGACAACAGAAGGCUCACAAGAAGCACCUACAGACUUGAACUCCUAAGUGCCACCAGAAAGUUACUUUAAAAAGGGGAAAAAAAUGGAUCCACCGAUGGCGGCAAUGAAAGCAGUGACAAUAAACAAAGUACUACCUGAAACACCUACAAACACCUUGAACUCUCUAACCUCCUUUUUAUCUAAUGGACUUUUUAAAAUGUACAUAAGGGAUUUUAAAAAGAAAGAAAGAAUAUAUUUGUCAGAUGAAAAUCAUGAUAUUAUUGUUAAAAAUCUACAAGAUAUUUUCCUCAAACCAUUGAUUUCAAGUUUUUCUCCCUCUCUCUCUUUUUUUGAGCAAUCAGUUGUGUUCCUUCUUCAUAUAGAUCUUUUAGUGUGAAAUUUAUAUCUUUCGAACAUUUUAGUGCUGAGCAUAUGAUACAUUAUUACACUGGGGACUUUUGAAAGAUUGUAUGAAUUUCUACAGACGCAGGAAGUGUCACUGAGAAAUGUGUAUCAGGCUAGCUACCGGGUAGGUUGAAGUGGGGCUUGGGUAGGGUUUUCUUUCAUGACAUUUAUUUGUUAAUUCCACACCACAUUGAUGUGGUUUGCUAAUUGGCAGGAAAUCAGGAAAAAAAAAGAUGUUGCCAAGAGUUAUGAUAUUUUUAAAAAUACUUUUGUAGGACUAAUCACAUGCUCUCUUUAAACAGGAAAUGAAUAAAAUUGAGAACCUAGCAAUAAUGUUCCCUAAAAAGCCUAGGCACUUUUAAAGAAAUGGCUUCAAAGGUGGCUUUAGUAGGUUGCCUGGUUUAAAUGGAAGCUGUACAUCUGCAACUUGAAACUUGCUGAGACCCCUUUCACUGAAUGAUUGGUUAUAGGUGUGUCAUAAAAACAACAACAAACAGGUACAGUACUGUAGGGUUGUCUAGCCUUUUAAUCAGAGCACAUUGGGGGUUUACUGUUGUUGUGUGUUUUUUCAUGUGUUUUCUUUUCAACAGUUCACAUUAGAAGGUCUAGGAGGAACAACUGGCAUAUGGUUAAAUAUAAGAUUAAAUUGAAUGUAGUCCUUCUUGCAAAAAUAAAGAUCUGAGGGUGCAAUCCAGAAAGCAGUAAGCAUAUCUACAUGCUUCUACUUGAGUUAUCAGGAAUUUAGCAUUUAAUUCUGUGCUUAAAAUACACUGAUUUCUAUAUGGGCAUAGUUCCAGUUCAUAUAUUACCCUAUAUUACCCUCUUUGUGUGCAGUACUGGGUGUACAGACAAUCUCACAUAUGACACCUCUCUCAUACAGAUUACCCUGUGUUUAGUAUCACCUUAUGAUGAAUUCUCGAGGGGCCUGCAACCAAUACGAACAAAUCUUCACCCCCUUUCUAUGGCAAAGAAUUGUGUUUCUUGUGGGAGUACCUCUGUACCCUUUAAUGAGAUCUAGGAAAGCAAAAGAGUUCUGUUAGCUUCAGCUGCCCUGACCAGAGUAACUUUUUUGCAUCUCCUGAGGCACACUGUAAAUAAACAUGCCUCACUUCGAGAAUUAGGCUCACGUGGCAUUUCAGAGAAACAAGGUGCAUGCAAAACAAUGCAUAUGUUUAAUAAUGUGGGUGGCUAAAAUGGCAUAGCAUUGAAAAAAAUGGACAAAUAAACUAUUCAGUUGGGGAAAUGUGUACCUUAGAUGCCUAAAGAAAUACAUAUAUUAGGUUAUUGUGGAAAGUAAGGUCAUGUUAGGAAAAUAUAUAGUGAUGCAUAUAAAUUUCAAUCAAGGAAGAAACAAUAGAGUUUUGCCAUCUGAUACAAAAGAAGACUAGGGGGGAAGUGCAGGUGAAACAAAACAAAAAAUAGAAACCGAGCAAUUUUCAGAUCCUUAGCAGUGAGGAAAUAGUAGAAGGUACUUCUUUUCCAUCUGAAUCAGAGCACUGCGGCCAGUAACAUAUCGUCCAGGCAUAAUCUGAUUUUCUCUAGACUACGUUAUUGGGGCAAGAUCUUAUCUGGAAAAAGAAAAUAAUGUGUGAUUUGACUAGAAUCCCAUUGGUGUUCGUGUAAGGUUUGUGUGGCAUGCCACAGAUAAUUGCAGCUCAUAGACAAGGUGCCAAGGAUCAGCUGCAGUGCAUAACCUGACAUAUGCCCUGAGACCUCAGCCUUUAGCUGCGGUUAAUUAUGUAAACCUUUACGUCAAGACCAAUGAGAUUCUGACCAUUGCGUUACAAUAUUCUAGGACCCAAAUUCACCUAACUCUCUGGAUUGCACUCCUCCUGUACAAGCUCUAAUAAAAUGAAUGAGAAAUGAACAACCGCUAUGGGGCUUGCACAAGGGAUGUUCCUAUCAGAUGGUGCCUUCGGAUUUUCUAUUAGACCUGUAGAGUGUAAGGAAAGUGGCAGUUCGCAAUUUCAAAGGUCUUUUCCUCUUUUUUUAACAAGCUGCUCUAGACACACACUUUCAUUUAUGACUUCUGACUGAAAGGUAGCUGUUGGGUGAGAGAACUCUUUUUUUAAAAAAAAAAAUUAUACCAGUUUUAAUUUAACAUAUGUAUACUUGAGUUGAGUGAAAUGUAGAAUUACCAUAAGCAAUAACAAAAGUGUGUUGCAGGAAUAUAUACAAAACAGGUGAUUUAUGCUGUCAAAAAUAUCAUGAAAAUCAUGAGCUACCCCAGCAGUGAGUAGCUGUACUUCCAAAGAACUGGGCUGCUCCCAUUGGUUUUCAUAAAGAAAGAUCCCAGGGAUCAGUCGUAUAAAUUAAUUCUUGUUAGAUAAUGUGGGCAUCCACAGGGGAAGAAAAAAAGAAAUAAUCUGUAAAUGUUCCUUUGUAAAACUUGUACAUUUUAUUUAUACUGUCUUGUUUUGUACACACAUUUCUGUGCAGUGAGCUCUGAAUACAUUGAAAAUGCACUAUAUUUUUCUAUUUUACUUACAGAGCAUCACAAAGAGAACAUGUUUUUUCAUUGCUACAUAAUGUGUUUUCCAACAUUUAGGACCAAAGAUAGCUACCGAAAACUCAAAUCAUUCCCCUCCCUUUUAUUAUUAUUUUCCUUUUAAAGCACUGUACAGUGUGAUAUUUGUCAUUUAUU
Pogona vitticeps (central bearded dragon) is the source of this 6374-nucleotide messenger RNA. RefSeq names its product EPH receptor A7 (gene EPHA7). Gene Ontology annotation, biological process: ephrin receptor signaling pathway; axon guidance; protein phosphorylation. Gene Ontology annotation, cellular component: dendrite; plasma membrane. The record is from RefSeq and is a predicted model, not a curated record. NCBI's taxonomy places the organism in Eukaryota, Metazoa, Chordata, Lepidosauria, Squamata, Agamidae. Gene Ontology annotation, molecular function: protein binding; ATP binding; transmembrane-ephrin receptor activity.